UGUUCGUUUUGGUAGUUUGUCGUGUAUUUGUAAAAGAAAAUCGAUAUUUAAGAUCAUUUUCUAUAUUGUAAGCUGAUAAACAUAUAAUUAAUAGAUGAUCAAUGUUCACCCCCCCCCCCCCACCUUCCCCGCACAUACAUAAUAUACAGUCCACUAUUAUUGGAAUUGUAAUUCGAUCGGGUUCGAGGUCCGCAUCAAUUAGCAAAAACAAAAUAGAGGCCAUUUUGAAAAAGACGAUUGUGAUCGGAAGACUAGAGGGGGAUCUUCCGCUAUUUGUUUCAUACAGUUAUGACCAUUGCUUAAGAGUUGGAAACUUUGGAAGACAAAAUGCCGGAGCAGAUACCCUUAUCGGACUUUGUGAAUGACACUUGGGAUGAUUUUAAAUCCCCCACGACCUCUUCAUUCACGAAAAACAUGCCUAACUAUAAGAACUUGGUGUCAAAUCUUGAGGAAAGACUGGACACAGACCGCAGUGGCUUGACUAAGAUGAAGAAGUCGGUUAAAGCGCUGUACAAUGCUGGGAAACGUCAUUUUGAAAGUGAUGUUACGAUGGCAGAAAACUUAGAAAAUGUCAGUAAAAGUAAUGUGGAGCAGGAUAAUGAAGUAGUCGAAGGAUUUAAGAAUUUCUCCAUGAUUGCCAGAGAACUGUCAACUUCCUUAAAUGACAUGGUAUCCAAACUGCACACCAUGCUUCUGUACCCACUGGAAGCCUUCCUGAAGGGAGACCUGAAGGGCGUGAAAGGAGACAUGAAGAAACCAUUCGAUAAAGCAACAAAGGAAUAUGAAACCAAAUUUGGUAAGAUAGAGAAAGAAAAGAAACAACAGGCUAAAGAUGCAGGCAUGACUCGGACGGAAGUGGACGGCUCAGAGAUUGCAGAAGACAUGUUAAAGGAAAGAAAGGUUUUUCAAUUACAACUAUGCGAGUACCUCAUUAAAGUUAAUGAUAUCAAAACAAAGAAGGGGGUGGAGCUGCUGCUGCAUUUAGUGGAGUAUUAUAAAGCAUUGAAAGUCUUUCAUCAAGAGAGCUUAGAAUCCAUAGGAAAAUUUGAAAUCUAUAUAGAGAAGCUGAUAUCACAACUCCAAGGAAUCAAGCAGAAACAGUACACUGACCGUCAGCAGCUGGUGGAACUCAGGGAUGCUCUCAAAAAUUCCAUGUCGUCGUAUAAAGAGGGGUCUAGAAAUACAUACACAGAAGACACUGGAAAGCCAGCCGCCAACAAAAGUCCUGCAGGAUACAGCCUGCACCAGCUCCAUGGCAACAAGAUGCAUGGAAGCCAUAAAAAUGGGUACUUGCUGAAGAAGAGCGAUGGAAAAGUCAGAAAAGUUUGGCAGAAAAGGAAGUGCAUCAUCCAAGAUGGCAUCAUGCUAGUCAGUCACUCUGAUGAAACAAAAGAGCCAGUGAAACUGAAUCUCCUUACGUGCCAAGUUAAGCUUGUUGCUGAUGAUGUUGGCAAGAAGUGUUUUGAUCUAGUCUCAAGUUCAAAUAAUAGAACCUACCACUUCCAGGGGGAGGAUGUACCAGACAUGGAAGAGUGGAUUUCUGUGCUAAAUAAUGCCAAAGAAGAAGUCCUUUUAAAGGCCUUCCAAGACAACACAAACUCACCUGCAAUAAACCAGAAUAUGAAGGAACUCACUGUCAGUAUUAUUGACCGUAUCAAAAGGUUGCCAGGCAACCAGAUCUGCUGCGACUGCGGGGGCAAAGAUCCCGAGUGGUUAUCCACGAACUACGGGAUUUUGAUCUGUUUGGAGUGCUGUGGCAUUCAUCGGCAGCUAGGUGUUCACAUUUCUAGAACUCAGAGCAUAGUCAUCGAUGAGUUGGGAACCUCACAGCUAUUGUUGGCCCGAGUGGUUGGAAAUGAUUGUUUCAACGAAGUCUUCGAAGGUAAAAUAUUUGAUGGUGAUUCAGCUGAAGGAAAAGAGGAUGGAUACAGGAAGCUGAAACAUAGUAGUCCUAUGAAAGAGAGAGAAGCCUACAUUUUUGCCAAGUAUGAUAAAAAGAAGUUUAUCAUUAACACGAAUGGGAGUGAAGAGGAGAUCCGAUACGAUCUCAAGCAAGCAAUCCAGAGUCGGGACUUCCAGACACUCCUACAGAUCCACGCCGAGGGAACGGAUCUCAUGAGUGUCAUGCCAGACAUGGAGAACGGAGAAACAGGACUUCAUCUAGCCAUUUUGUUAGAGGAUGGUUACUCUCUUUAUAUUGUGGACUUCAUCAUCCAGAACUCUCUAAUAACGAAUCUUGGAAACAAAAGUCAGGAUGGCAACACUCCCUUGCAUCUUUGUGCGAUUGAGGAUAAGACCGAGUGUAUGAAACUUCUGCUGCGGACAUGUCCAGAACUAGCCAAGAUAGAGAACUCUGAAGGAAAAACCCCGCUGGCCAUCGCCAAGGAGAAAAAUAACCAGCUAUGUGCAGAACUGUUGAAUGCUGCACUAAGUGGAAGAAAGGAUCUAUUUGAGAAUGUAAACAUUGAUUGGGACCUGAUAGCUGAUGACCAUGAGCACGAUGUUGACUACAGUGAUGAUGAUUUAGAGUAUGUUGUAAUUGAUAAGAUUUGGGCCGCUUAUUGUCAAAUUAACGAUCAGAAUACACCUGAGAGAAAGCGGGGGUCACGACCUCAGAGCUUGGUAACUGGUAUUCCUGCAGAGUUAGCUGGUUCUCUCUCAGUUCCUAAGGACGGCAAUGAAUUGAGGGAACGAUCUGAUAGCAGCGUGUCUCUGCAGCCACCCAAGAAAAACGAGUUUUUGAAUAGACUGAGUCGUGUUGUACAAAGAAAAGCAUCGUACGGUGAAAUUUAUCAGAUAACUUCAACAGAAGGGGCCCCAAUACAAGUUACACAGAAAAAACCACCACCGUGGAUUGUAUCGAUCAAGAAAAAGCGACGUCGAAGACUCAUGCACCACUCCAGUCAAUCUGCAGCAAAUGGGGGAUCUACCUUAAAUCCAGUUUCAAGGGAUUCUGUUGCCCAACACGGACCCCCAGUACUAGGAGUUUCCCUCCCGGGGCUAGGACCUCCCCUUCCACCCAGAAAGAAACCUCCGCCCCCUCCUCCUGCUACCUCACCAGGCCAUACCAGAAACAAAUCAGAAGGCAGUGCUAUUGGAGUUGUGCAUCGAAGAAGUACCUCAGACCCGCCCCCGCGACCAGCCCCUCCAGACCUGCGGAACACCAUUCAUAUUCCAAGCUCGCGAAUGCCUUCUUUGCCUGGUGACACUAACAAUAACAGCAGGUCAAGUCGAACCAGAAUUGGAUCAUCUGGGUCAGGAUCAACAGAUGGCAGCCCCAAGGUACCUAACUCUCCUACCAAUGGAAGUGAGACGCCACCUUUGCCUGCUCCCAGACAAAAGAAAAGGCCUCCCAUUGGGCAGAAAUGUCAGGCAAUAUACGACUGCGACGCCGAUAACGAGGAUGAAUUGACAUUUAGAGAAGGGGAGAUAAUCAUUAUAACGGGGGAAGAAGAAGAUGAGUGGUGGGAAGGAGAAAUUGAAGGGGAGCCAGGCAGAAGAGGGGUAUUCCCAAAAACUUUUGUCUCCAUGAUCACAUGACAGUGACUGAGGUCGUAGUGUUUACCGUUUACGUACGUCUACCAAUCGAGGGUCUUCCCAAGCUGCUGACUUUUUACUGGCACCAUCAAGUUGCUCACAUUUGUUUAUGUCUCACAUUAUAUAAGUCCAUUUUGGUCUCUUAAUAAGUUUUUAUCAUAACAAUGUAAAUAUAUACAAUAGUAUAGUCUUAAAAUCAUAUUGAUUAUAGAAAGCAUUGUCUCCGAUUUAAAAAAAAGUCACCUGGACUUUGAAUAUAUUUCCUUUAUUAGUCAUAGUGGAGAUUACCUCCAAGAAUUGUGCUUGGAAUUCACAUUUGUGAAAUGUGGCUUUGAAUUUGUUUAAUAUCUCGGAAGCUAGCUUUUGAGCAUUUAAAAUAAUGUGUGCAGCAUUUCAAAAUUGUUCAGAAAAAUCUUGCAUAGGAAAAGUAGCAUGCAGAAAAAAGGUGCAAUUCAAACCCAUCAGAGAUCAUUAUGUUUUGUUUUUACGCCGUGUUCUUGAUGCUUAUACAUGUACCUAGCCACCCAUCACCAGUAAUAGUACCAAUUGUACAAAUUGAUAGACAUUGUAGCAGAAGGAACAGUGUAGAUUGUUUUGAAAGCAAAAAUAAAGAUUUGCAAACCUACAUGAACAAGAAACCUGUAGCCCAUGCAAACUUAAAUGUUGCUAUGUGCUCUGCAUUUGAACCAUGUUUUCUGAUUGUUACGAGAACAUUUACCGUUAAUAACUUGUUAUUGCUGGUCAGCUAAGUCUAUGUUACAUGUGAUAUCACUGGUCAACUAAGUCUAUGUCACAUGUGAUAUCACUGGUCAACUAAGUCUAUGUCACAUGUGAUAUCACUGGUCAACUAAGUCUAUGUUACAUGUGAUAUCACUGGUCAACUAAGUAUGUCACAUGUGAUAUCACUGGUCAGCUAAGUCUAUGUUACAUGUGAUAUCACUGGUCAGCUAUGUCUAUGUUAAAUGUGAUAUCACUGGUCAGUUAAGUCUAUGUUAAAUGUGAUAUCACUGGUCAGUUAAGUCUAUGUUACAUGUGAUAUCACUGGUCAGCUACAUCUUUGUUACAUGUGAUAUCACUGGUCAGCUAAAUCUUUGUUACAUGUGAUAUCACUGGUCAGCUACAUCUUUGUUACAUGUGAUAUUAUGUCUCAUUCCCAGUGCAUUUUAUUAUUCCAUAUAUUUAAGUAUUAGGGUGUGCUAAUUGUAUAUAUACAUGUAAAUAUAGAUUUGUAAAUAUUGAAUCUGUCAGGUUGCUGAUUAGUGAUCUGUGAGAAAAAUGGGACAUUCCAUUUUACAUGUAGGUUAUAAUCAUCAUUUCUGUUGUUCAUAUGAGAUUGGUUAUAUUGCAGAUGAGAUUCUUUAUUACCAUAAAUAUAUUGAAUGAAAAAAAAAAUGUUCAACACCCCCCCCCCCCCCCCAAAUGAUUAUGAAAAUAAAAAUGAAUGCAUGAGUUGAUAUAUAUAUUUUUUUGGCUUAGUUUGGUUGUAACAAGUACAAAUUUAAAACUCCUAAAGGGGGGGGGGGGGGGGGGGGGGGGGGCUUGUACAUUUUUUAAAAAUGAUUUUCAGAAGUUAAAAUAUCCUACUGUUCUGGACUCAAUUGAAAAAUCAUUGGAAUAAAUUAUGUUCCGUAAAUUGUAUUCAUUUUACUUAUAAAAACAUCAAUUUAAAUUUCAUUUUUUAAAAAAAAAAAAUGUUUGUAGCAAGAGUCGUUGGAUAUGAUGUGAGAUUUUUUUUUUCAAGAAUACUUCUACCAUUGGUUACUGAUUAUAUUAUAUGAAUUUCACCUCAUAUCUAACAGUUACAUUUAAGGACUUCCUCAUGUUAUAUCGUGUAUAAUUUUGUCAAGGAAAUAACAGAACUGCAAAAAUAAUGAAGUGUAAUAUUUCUGUAAUUUGCAAAUUAUCAGUUAUUCUCAGACAAUUUAGAAUGUUUACUUGUCAUUCCUAAGAAAUUGACAGUGAUCAAUUGAAAUAUUAUUAUCUUAAUGUUUAAUGUGUAUUUAUGGAAAUCAUGAAAUACCUGGUGACUGGCAGACCCGGUCCCACAAGACUUCUCACACAUUAUAAAACACAUCAUUUCUUUCUCGGUGUCAGUAUAACACAGGCAGGUUACGUGUAUUCUAUAUACCAAAGAAAAUGUGUGUUCAAUCUGCUCGUUAAAUUUCUCGUGUGAUUAGCAGCGCACCAUUACUUUUCGACACUUACCAAAUUUGAACUGGUAUAGAUUGCACCAUAUUGAAUGAUAUGUUUUAUUAUUUAAGUAUUGAUCUUUUUUUUGCACUGAAAUAGAUGCAUCUUUGUAAUGUUUACAGAAGGAAUUACUGUAAACAUUUAAUUUUUUUUUGUCUCAGACGGGUAAAAUUAAUGUGUGUUUAAAAAGUAAAAAGAAAAGUUUCAAACCAAAUAAUGUACAUGUAUUUAAAAUGCAUGGCAUGUAGUCUAUGGACUGCUCAUUUAUACACCAACUGUGAAAUUGUUGUACAUAUAAAUGUUCAUGAUAUUUAUGUCUUUGUAAAAUGAAAGUUUAUCUCAUAUUCUCCUGAUGAUGUCAUAUUAGCUUCAUAUUAAGUGGUAAAAGUAUAAGGCUUUAACACUAAGCUCCUUUGUUGAACUCUUCACACAAUAUUCAGCUUGUUUCUAACAAACUUGCGUGCAUGUAUAAGCUUGGCAGCAGUUUCAUAUUCAGUAAAAUAUGGUGGUUUUUUUUUUAAAUUGUGCAAUGCAUUAUUUUUUUUUAAACAUGAACUGGUAUGCAUAUUAAUGAACACUGUUCAGAAUGGACGAUCUACCUCUCUUGAUAUUCAAUAACUAAGAUAAUCUUAGUCCCAACAUCAAAAAUUCAGUUAGGAACCACUUGGAGAACAGCUGUUGAUGUGUACAAAGGUUAAUUACAGUGCAAGAGAUCUUAUUUACAAGAGUGUUGUUUGUACAUUUACAUUUGUAAAUAAUUUUUCUAAACCAUUUCAUUUUUGUGUGAACUUUUGAAAGGGUCAAGAGGUCAUUGAUGACCUAAAGCACAUAGCAUAUCGUUUGGAUCAUAAUUUUGAAUGAUCGUUUUUGUCAAUUAUGAAUUUGUGAAAUUCAGAGGAUUUGAUCAUGUGGCUAACCAAGCUCAUAUCCUAGUGAACUUUUUAACAGUGUUCUUUUCUUAAGUAAUGCACACACAUAUUAACAUGCACACACAGAAUAUAUAGGCUAAUGUAAACUAACACAUUUACAGGAAUUUCAGGUGUGGUUUCGUGAAUUUCUGAAAUGAUUUAUACUUUGUAUUUUCCUGCUUUUUCUUCUCAAGAAAAGUUUGUCAGAGCACAUUGUCAUCAUAUAUCAGUUACUAGUAUCUAACAUAAACGUAUUUGUAAACAGCAAAGAAAAAAGUUUGCAAGAGAGCUUCCAAAAAUGUAAUUUUGCAAUUAGUAUGCAUUUUGAACUACCUUUUAUUUCUUGUAUUGAUUUCUUUUAUAUUUGUGUCCACACCAAUAGUUGAUGGGUUAUUUAAUUAAUCUUCUAUGUACAUACACCAAAACAUAUUCCAGGAAGUGUUUUGCUUUUAAGGAAAGAAGGUGUCCAAGUUGAAAAUCCAUUAUAAUAAUUUGAUGACAUAAAAUGCAAUCCAUCUGUCUGCAUAUUUAAGACAUGGUAGAUUUUGUACGUCCAUGGACUAUUUGUUCUUGAGUACAUUAAGGUAACUUUUUUUCAUGCACAACUAAUGAUAAUAUACAGUAGGUGCAAAUAUGAAAAGAUACAUGUGAGUAGGUACACUGUAAUGGCCGUUUAUGAUGACUGAUGUCUUAAGACAAAUGAACUUGUCCUAACAAAUACAAUGUGCAGAAUCUCAAAACGAAAUUGUAUGUUGUGCAAUAAUUCAACUUUCUAAUAAAAAUGCUCAGGUGAACAUGUACAUGUUGUCCUACUCACCCAGAUGAAAAUGUUGAAGUUUUAGAGAGCAUUAGUUAGAUAUAGAUGUUUGGUACCAUCGUCUGGUUUUAUUAUUACAUCAUCAAUAGAUAUUGACGUGUAGCCUUUAAUACAUGUAAAUGCGUAUUCAAUUUACAAAAUCCAAUAAAAUAUUGCAACUUCA
Molecule: messenger RNA, 7615 nt
Organism: Ostrea edulis (European flat oyster)
Lineage: Eukaryota; Metazoa; Mollusca; Bivalvia; Ostreida; Ostreidae
Product: arf-GAP with SH3 domain, ANK repeat and PH domain-containing protein 2-like
Exons: 31
Coding region: 328-3540 (1070 amino acids)
Biological process (GO): positive regulation of GTPase activity
Cellular component (GO): cytoplasm
Molecular function (GO): protein binding; GTPase activator activity
Source: RefSeq, a predicted model, not a curated record